AUGCAUGAGUGGCAUCUGCGGUACCAACACUUGGUCGGCGACGACGAAGAAGAUGAGAGGGAGCAGAUAUGCCUUCAACCGCCAGCCUGGUACCUGCCCGAAGACACGCACUCAAGUCUGUUUUGCUGUCUUAGGCACUCUCUGGCAAGCAGUAUCGCGGACUAUGCUCACGUCUUGACGAGCUACAUGCGAGAGCUGGAUGAUCUAAAGGGGUUGUUCGAUGACAACAACAUCACCUCGCUCAGGAACGGAGAGAGAGACGGUAGCGAGCACGAGAUUUUCGCAGCGGCUCAGCUGCAUUCCUGCAAUAUUCAGGUAAAAACACUCAACGACGAGUGUAGGGUCACCUCAGCAUACACAUUCGCCGUCACGAACCCUUUUCGAUCAGUUUGUAUUGCUCGGCAUGGAUCAUAUUAUGCCGUGCAGGUAGAUGGUAUGCACAUUUAA
Messenger RNA from Phytophthora sojae, 447 nucleotides. RefSeq lists its product as hypothetical. The coding region runs from base 1 to 447 and encodes 148 amino acids. The record is from RefSeq and is a predicted model, not a curated record. Lineage: Eukaryota; Oomycota; Peronosporomycetes; Peronosporales; Peronosporaceae. The transcript has a single exon.